AUGAACUAUCUCAUAAUUGAACUAGCACACCUGAUCUUGGUAUUCAUUCUUCCUAUCUACACCAUAAUUGCAUGCUCGUGCAACACACGAGCUCGACAACAAGCUCAUUUAGAAAAUCGUCAGGCCCUCCGCGAACGUCAACGUCAGGCGGUUUUGUCUGGAAAAAGUGUUCGAAGUGUGAUAGAAACCGAAAUUGAGAGUGAGACAACGCAAUGUCCCACGUGGGCUUGUGUUGGCAGAUUGGCUCCGAGACUCAAGAGUCAGAAUGAAACAACAUACAAACGAAUCGAUCAAAUCGAUCAGAAUGAGAAGGAGAAGCCACCAUUCCAGGUCAUUGUUGAUUCUACGUCGAGUAAGACUAUGAAGAGUGUGAAAACGAACGGAGGAAGUGUCAAGUAUUCGGAUAUUGUGUCGAAUGAUUUCGAUGUAUCUGCCAACUCUUCCCGUUCCUAUGUGAGCUCCAUGGCAUAG
Caenorhabditis briggsae is the source of this 471-nucleotide messenger RNA. The transcript is spliced from 4 exons. The record is from RefSeq and is a predicted model, not a curated record. NCBI's taxonomy places the organism in Eukaryota, Metazoa, Nematoda, Chromadorea, Rhabditida, Rhabditidae. Bases 1 to 471 code for a protein of 156 amino acids.